AUCGUAUUUCUAUUUCUUUCGGAAUUCUUCAGUCACUUUUGAAUAAAAUGAUCGACAAAAGUUCGGUUUCGGCUCCGCUCACUGUAUCGUAGUGUUACGAAAAUGAUCGACUUUAUUGUUACUUUGUCGGUGUUUAACUUCACUUUGCUUUUUAUACCCAUUCUGAUUUUGAGUUUUCUUGGUUUACAACUCUUCAAAGCAAUAUGGUUAAGUUGCAUAUCGUUUAUGCAUCCCGACGUGGAGUUUGUCACAUACUCGACAAUCAGAACCAUUUUAGACACGCAUCGAAAUCAAGGUAUAAUUGCAGUAUUGCUGUCAGUCAGAGGAAAAGAGAAUCCUGAAGCAAUUAAAAGACACUUACAGGAAUUAGUAAGAAGACGUGACAAAUCAGGAAACUUGGCUUUUCCAAGACUGCAACAAUCUCUUACCACCAGAUGCGGAAUAUAUGCUUGGUUACGUGGAAAAUUCGAUCUAGAACAACACGUCAGUGUUGCCAAAUUCACUUAUAAAGGACGAGCAGUAACUGAAUAUAACAUACAGGAGUACGUGAGUGAAAUUGUUACUAAAUACUUACCAAGCGAAGCCUCACCAUGGCAGGUUAUCAUCAUCCCGUCAUCGGAAGAUAAUCAUUAUAUUUUGUUCCGUAUCCAUCAUAUAUUGUUAAGUGAAGGAGUCAAUGUUGGAGAUCUUCUUCCACUGAUUCCUCCAACCAGACAAUCUCCAAGCGUUCUAGGUUCGAAAAGUCCCAUCGUUGACGUCCUAAAGAAACCGGUAGCCCUAACAACUUUAAAGGAGAAACUGACUGAAGAAAUUUCCAACUACUGGAACGAAUUCGUCUCUACCUACGAGCCUCUAGAAAAACCCGAGUUACUCAAAGAAACUCCCACCAUAACCCAAUUUCUUGCCAUAGUGGUUCUAACCUCCAUAUCCAUUAUUAAAGAAUGCAAGAAAGGAUUCAGAGUUAUCAAGCCUGAUGUUUUUUCUAAAAUAAGAUACUUCGUGUUGACUAGUUGUAAUGAAAGCCAUAAGAGAGGAGUCACGAGUUCAAACUUCUUCUGGUCGAUUGUGAAAUCUGUAAGUCCCAAGAACUUACUAGCAGUUGGUUUUCAAAAUGUUUGGUUUUUGAUGGUUUUCCUACCAAUUCGUUUACCAAUUAUGAUAUAUGCUGAAUCUGUAGCGUUAUAUUCUUGUUUUACGCUAAAAUAUUGUCCAUAUCCUCGAACAAUUGUCGGCAUACUGUUCACUUAUGUCCCGUUACUGUAUAAUUCACUAAAGGAGGUUCUUGAAAUGUUUAAGAUCGUUUUUCUCGCGCCGAGAACCAUCGUUCAAGAUCUCCUACUGCAAGAAGAAUCGCUCCAAACUAUUACGCUUUGCGGCCGCAAAGCAGUAGCUUGGAGUGAUCCUGUCAAAAUGGAAUUGGUAAAAAACACUGCCCAAAAACUUGGUGUGUCUGAAACGGAAGUUACUUUAUCAGCUUGCGCGAUGGGUAUAUCCAAGUACUUUGGUCAAACGAAUGACACAAUUCCAAGCGAACUUCCUAUCACUAUGAGAAACAUCAACUCACAAUACCUCUUUGCCACCGGUCCAAAUAUUAAAUCUCGUGAUUCCGUCAGCGGAAUGAUAUGUCUUAAUUUGCCCUUAGUCGAACUACAGUCAGACAAGACGCAGCUUCAGAACCUAAAGGAUUUAGAGAUUAGGUUUAAGUCGUCGAUUGAAAGACAAGGUCUGUCUCAUCUUUUGACUCUGUUCCAAACCAAAUACGGAAUUUUGACUAAGUUCUUGCCAUCUACGGUCGUGAGUAUUUACUUGAAAUACCUGUCAAGAAAAUACGUGGUUACUGUGACGGAGGUGACGAAUAAGUAUCCAAACGUCACACAGAGAACCCUUUGGGGACAGGAAGUGGUCAGUGCGAUUUAUUGGAGGCCUCCACAAGCUAAUACGAGUAUAUCCCUGUGCAUAAACGAAUACGCCGACCAUAUAAGACUUGGUGUGAUGUGCGAUGCCCAAUUGGUUCCUCAUCAUCCAGUACUCGUUCGUGGUUUCCCAGAGUUUAUAAAAGAUCUUGCCGAAGCAACCAGAUGUCCUACAGAAUUAUGAAUUAUAUUUAUGAUUAAUGAAUUAUAUUCAUUAAGUAUAUGCUUUCUAUUUUAAUGUCUGUAUAAAGCUGCUGCUUUACUAAAGGUUCAUUUAGAAAUGAGGUGUUUGUUACAAUUUUCUGUUUUCUUAAUGCUUUCUGACAUUUUAUUUUUAAGGCAAGACUAAUAUAGACAUAGACUAUAAUAAUGUAUAUCAUUUUAAACUGAUUUGUCUCAAAUCAUAUUUUUAGUAUAAUAUUUUUAAUUUUAUUUGUGUA
Messenger RNA from Sitophilus oryzae (rice weevil), 2353 nucleotides. RefSeq lists its product as uncharacterized. Gene Ontology annotation, biological process: triglyceride biosynthetic process. Lineage: Eukaryota; Metazoa; Arthropoda; Insecta; Coleoptera; Curculionidae. Bases 103 to 2097 code for a protein of 664 amino acids. The record is from RefSeq and is a predicted model, not a curated record. Gene Ontology annotation, cellular component: plasma membrane. The transcript is spliced from 6 exons. Gene Ontology annotation, molecular function: diacylglycerol O-acyltransferase activity; long-chain-alcohol O-fatty-acyltransferase activity.